This is a messenger RNA of Cyclocybe aegerita, 756 nucleotides long. The record is from the annotation of a GenBank genome assembly. Lineage: Eukaryota; Fungi; Basidiomycota; Agaricomycetes; Agaricales; Hemipholiotaceae.
AUGAACUCGUUGUAUACCUCUGGUGUUCGCCAAACAAACUCCCUGCAGGCAGACCUGGAACGCCUGCGCAAUGGAGACAACUCACCAGCGCUCCUAGGCCAAAUCUCUGCUUCUCUAUCUGCUAUGCACCGGACAAUAGACGACUAUGAUGCAAUGACCAAACGCGAAAUCAUCAAGGCGAAGCAGGAGAAAGCGCAAAUGCGGGUACAGAAAUUCCGUACCGACUAUACUGAACUGCGAACUCAAUUCGAACGGCUAAAAGCUGAGAGUUCAGCAGAAGCUCAAGAAUCCAAUCGAGCAGAACUCAUCUCUGGAGCCUCUCCUCUCUCUCCUUCUGACACUCGGCGUCGUUUCCAACAUACUGGACCAACAAAUUCCAUGUUGCACCCCGGACUGCGGUCGCAAGCAGAGCCAGUAUCGGAGUCACCGUUUCGUGGCUCAACACCGCAACCAUAUGGAGGCAUGGGAAACCGGGAAUUCCGCGCACUGGAUGAACACUCCUUCAUCCAGAACACGGAUUCGCGGAUCGAUGACUUCAUUGCCCAAGGGAGGGAAGUGUUGGAUAAUUUGGUCGACCAGAGAAACAUGCUUAAAGGCACACAAAGGAGGCUAUUGGACGUUGCAAACACAUUGGGCCUGAGCAGAGAUGUAAUUGGUUGGAUUGAGAGGCGAAGCACGCAAGACAUGUAUAUUUUUGUUGGUGGCGCGUUGUUCACAUUCCUCUGCUUCUACCUGAUAUGGCAUUAUCUGGGGUGA